Molecule: messenger RNA, 2607 nt
Organism: Callorhinchus milii (elephant shark)
Lineage: Eukaryota; Metazoa; Chordata; Chondrichthyes; Chimaeriformes; Callorhinchidae
Product: retinoic acid receptor RXR-gamma-B
Exons: 10
Coding region: 97-1488 (463 amino acids)
Biological process (GO): cell differentiation; response to retinoic acid; retinoic acid receptor signaling pathway
Cellular component (GO): RNA polymerase II transcription regulator complex; nucleus
Molecular function (GO): nuclear steroid receptor activity; retinoic acid-responsive element binding; zinc ion binding
Source: RefSeq, a predicted model, not a curated record
GGAUCCCAAAGCGCUGGCCUCCCGUCUUCCGGCCUGUCCUGAGCAGCUGAGCGCUGUAAAUGGCAGGGUCGGGCCCGUAAAACUUGGCAGGCAGCAAUGGAUGACUUCUGGGCCCUGCGUCCCACGUAUGACUCCGCCAUACAGAUCAACUCCACGUCUAUGAACUCGCCACCACCACAUUCAACUCUCAACUCCAUGGUUGGUCACCCGUCAGUCAUCGGAUCCUCGCUCAACCUCUCCAGAUCCCUGACCUCCUCAAUGGGCAGCCUGAACUCCGCCAUGAACGGCCUGGGCUCCCCCUACUCUGUCAUAACCUCCUCCAUAGGCUCGCCCUCCGUUUCUGUGCCCUCCACCCCAGGCAUCGGCUUCGGAGCGCUCAACUCCCCACAGAUGAACGCGCUGAACAAUGUGAGCAGCACGGAGGAUGUGAAGCCGCCGAUGGGCCUGUCAGGCCUGGGCAACAUGAAUAGCUACAACCAAUGCAGCUCUGCCUCGCUGGCCAAACACAUCUGUGCCAUCUGUGGUGAUCGCUCCUCAGGGAAGCACUAUGGAGUGUACAGCUGUGAGGGGUGUAAGGGUUUCUUUAAGCGGACGGUGAGGAAGGACCUGACCUACACGUGCCGGGACAGCAAGGACUGCACCAUCGACAAGCGCCAGCGGAACCGCUGUCAGUACUGCCGCUACCAGAAGUGCUUAGCCUCCGGCAUGAAGAGGGAAGCUGUUCAGGAGGAGCGGCAGCGGGGGAAGGAAAGGCUUGACAACGAGGUGGAGUCCACCAGCAGCGUCAACGACGACAUGCCAGUGGAGAAGAUUCUAGACGCGGAAUUGGCGGUGGAACCAAAGACAGAGGCCUACGUGGAAGCCAGUCUAGGCAAUUCGUCGAACGAUCCCGUGACCAACAUCUGCCAGGCGGCUGACAAGCAGCUGUUCACGCUGGUGGAGUGGGCCAAGAGGAUCCCGCACUUCUCCGACCUCCCACUGGACGACCAGGUCAUUCUCCUACGGGCGGGUUGGAACGAACUGCUGAUCGCCUCGUUCUCCCAUCGGUCUAUCUCAGUGAAGGACGGUAUCCUCCUGGCCACAGGUCUCCACGUCCACCGCAGUAGCGCCCACAGUGCAGGCGUGGGCUCCAUAUUUGACAGAGUUCUGACAGAGUUGGUUUCCAAGAUGAAGGACAUGCAGAUGGACAAGACUGAGCUGGGCUGCCUGAGAGCCAUCGUUCUCUUCAAUCCCGAUGCUAAAGGAUUGACAAACCCAGGAGAGGUGGAAUCUCUGAGGGAAAAGGUCUACGCGUCGCUAGAAGCCUACACAAAACACAAGUACCCCGAACAGCCCGGCCGGUUCGCUAAGCUGCUCCUGCGCCUGCCGGCACUGCGAUCAAUUGGACUCAAAUGCCUGGAGCACCUUUUCUUCUUCAAGCUGAUCGGCGACACGCCCAUUGACACCUUCCUGAUGGAGAUGCUCGAGGCUCCUCAUCAAAUGACGUGAUGGGCCCUCAGCGAGCACCCACUCGCUCACCCCGGCUCCAAAUGUCAAUCUGUAAAUACUUUUUUGCCGAUUGUGUGAAUAGAAUUGAUAUAAUGUCACCCCCGUCUCUAACUUGUAAACUACACAUAUUUUGUAUCUCGAACAAGCACAAGCAAGCAAGCUUAUUUGUUUAGCAUCUGUACAGGGAGUUUUAAACAAAAAAAAACAAAACACUUAUCGGGAGAGUUUUAGAUUAAAAUUCUAUUCAGCGAAGAAUAAUUCAGGUUUAUAAAUUCACUAGAUAUAUAUAUAUAUAACGAUCUCACACAAAAUCCUUAUCAAUCAUCUGCUCACGUCACAACAGGUCACUGUUGCAUUUUGUCUUGUGAAAGCGAGUAGCUCUGAGGAUCCCUCAGUGUCGAGAGCCUGUGUUAAGGAAAGGGACCUCCUCUGUCUUUAGUUAUCUCCCUUUGUUCACAAACCCCAGACACAGCGGUGAGAUUGAGAAUUCUGCGUUAGAUCAGCCUGAAAAUGGAAUAUUGCAGCACUGAGGAGUUGAAAUCCUUGUUCGCUCUGACUGUUCAACUUAUUUUUCUUCCUUUCCCUCCAUUUGCCCAUUCAACUUAGGAGUGUCGCCUUUGCGUUGACGGGAAGAGAGGUGUAAAGAGCAGAUAAGCAGGUAUACUAGGUAAAGCCAUGGCCAGAGGACAGGGAGGAAAGGAGGCAAAGGGAACUGGGCCGUACUGAGCAGGGCAGUGCCAGGUUUCAAACUAAGCUGGGCCAUUACUGUCAGCUCUGCGGAAAGAGAAACAGGCUCAUGUUUGCUAUCCGGUGUCCCUCCCCCAUUCCCUCCCCACCCCGCUCGAAAGUGUCAUAUGAUACAGCGUCUGGUUUGCCGGCCAGAGAUGAAAAAUCAUGUGACAGUCGCUAAAUAGGAGGAUCUUUUCAUUCUCGUUAAUAAGCAAGUAUUAAAGCGGCAGUGGUUUUAGUGAUGAGUGCCUGAUAGAAAGACUCUCUCUCUCCCCCCUCUCGCCCACAUCGCGUGGUUUACAAGCAAAAUUUGAGCAAAUUCCCAGUGUGGGAACCAUCCCCCAGCCGGAGUCAACCCCUGUACCUCAGCCCCUGUUCCCCACCGCCUGU